AUGAAAAGAUAAAUAUUAAAUGAACAUUUACAAAUGAAAAAGAACAAGAGUUGUCAGAUUUCCAGAUCCUAAUAGAAUGAAUUUUCACUAGAACGAAUACAAAGUAUAUCAUAGAACAAAAGGAAUUCUGAUAAAGGGUCUAUGUAAAUUGUUGAAAUGUGGAGCAAGAAAAUGAAAAAACAAUGUAAUAGUUAUUUAGAGGUACUCAAACAGAAACAAUAACAAGAGAUGUAUUAUUAUAUUUCAUGUUUAUAAAAGAAUGAAAUUGAAUCAUGUUCCACCAAUAAUGUUGAAGAAUAUCGAUGUCAUGAAACGCAGUGAUAAAACCACUCUUCCGAGAUCAAGGAUUACAUCUUUCAAUUAACAGGACAUGAAUUUAAGAUCCAAUAAGGAAAUCAUUCAAAAGAAUGAAGAUCCAAUUGGAACUUCAAUUUUUAGCAAUUCUGGGAGGUCAAUUGCCUAACCUUUCUUUUUUUAGAGGCUCAAACUAUCACCAAUUAGAGAGGUUUAAAAUUGUAUUGAUCAAUGUGACACUCUUCUCCAUGAUGUCUAAAGUAUCAGUAAGUAAAUGAUAUAAAUGAAAAUAGGGAGUUUUAUUAGCCUAAACAAGAUAGGUUUAAAUUAUAUGUCUAAAAAAGAUAAAAGGAGAAACUCAAGGAAAUGUUUUUAUUAAGAAGAUUAUAGUGA
This is a messenger RNA of Paramecium octaurelia, 687 nucleotides long. The record is from the annotation of a GenBank genome assembly. Lineage: Eukaryota; Ciliophora; Oligohymenophorea; Peniculida; Parameciidae.